ACUGCCGGCUCGGCAGUGGUCGAGGUUUGAGCAGUAACUUCAUCGUGUUAUUUAGGUUCCACCGUGCCAGGUGGUGUAUCCUCAUGCACCUCCAAGAUUGUGAAAUCGCAGAAGACAAUCACUGCAUGAUAUAGUGCAUGUAUGUCAAGUGAAUCAUGCUGUGAUGAUUGGGUUUCGGAAGGUCAGACUUGUCUUGCGUGCUGUGAGCAGUCGUGUGCACAGCUGCCCACGAUACUCCUCAAGCUGGUCUCCACUUGGUGCUGCAUUUAAUGCCAAACCUGCCAGAAAACUCAACUUCAGUUUCACUAACGGAAAUGCGGGAUUGUUUGAGAUUUCCGAAUUGGCAGACUUCUAUGGGUUCUAUGCAUUAAAAGAAAGAGCCAUCUCAGAGAGCAGUAAGUUGGUAGCAGAGGCAACGGAACCCGGGAGGCAGAGAAAAAUGGUGGAGAUCUUUGAUGAGCUAUCCGAUACACUUUGCAGGGUGGCAGACUUGGCAGAGUUCAUCAGAGUUGCUCAUCCAAACCUGAACUUCGCAACAGCUGCAGAAGAUGCUAGUGUCAACAUUGCAGGACUAGUAGAAAAGUUGAACACAAACAGAGCGCUGUAUAAGAGCCUAAGGCAUGUCACUGAGCAAGGAGACAUGUUUCCUGAGGAUGAUGUUGACAGACACGUCGCUAAGCUUUUCCUCUUUGACUUUGAACAGAGUGGAAUUCAUCUAGAAGAGAGCAAACGGAAAAGAGUAGUUGAGCUGAAUGAAGAAAUACUUAAAGUAGGAUCACAAUUCAUGGAGGCAACACAGCAGCCAAUCUCCAUUAAGAAGGAGGCACUUCCUGAACACCUACGAUACAGUUUCAAUUUGGAAGGUGACAAUGUAAUUGUCACAGGGAUGUAUUCUGAAAGCCACAAUGAAGCUGUAAGAGAGGCAGCAUACAAGAUUUACCUUCAUCACCAACCCUUCCAAGAGGAGCGGCUCUUGAAUUUGCUGACAGCGAGGCAUGAGUUGGCUGCUCUUUGUGGCUUCUCGUCUUACGCACACAGAGCAACAAGUGGUACACUGGCUGACAAUCCAGAAACCGUCAUGCAGUUUCUGGAAGGGCUAGUGGAAGAAGUGAGGCCUGCUGCCGUGCAUGAUCUGGAUAUACUGGAGCAAUACAAGGCAAAACACAAGAGCCAAGCUAGUGUGCUACAACCAUGGGAUGUUCCAUAUUACACUGCUGUAGCGAAACAUGGAAGGCACAAGGUUGACCAUAGUGAGUUUGCAAAGUAUUUCCCACUGGGAGCAUGCAUGGAGGGCUUGAACGAAUUGUUCCGCAGUCUCUAUAACGUCACAUUGGAACACGAGCCGGUUGAAGGUGGCGAGGUUUGGUGCGAUGAGGUCUACAAAUUGGCUGUGUUGCAUGAGGAAGAGGGUGUCCUUGGAUAUAUUUACUGUGAUUUUUUCGAGAGGAUUGGCAAACCACAACAGGACUGCCAUUUCACCAUACGUGGUGGAAGACAGACUCGUGAUGGUACAUAUCAGCUUCCAGUGGUUGUGCUCAUGUUGAAUCUCCCAGAGCCCAGCUGGUCAACACCCUCUCUGCUCAGCCCGGGAAUGGUAGAGAACCUAUUCCAUGAGAUGGGCCAUGCUAUGCAUUCUAUGCUAGGUCGGACCAAAUACCAGCAUGUCACUGGUACGAGAUGUUCAACAGACUUUGCUGAAGUGCCUUCAGUACUCAUGGAAUAUUUUGCAACUGAUCCUAGGGUACUGUCUAGUUUUGCUAAACACUAUAAGACGUGUGAACCAAUACCAGAAGACAUGGUAACAAGUUUAUGUGCAUCUAAGUACAUGUUCAAUGCUUGCGAAACACAAUUACAGGUUUUUUAUUCUGUCUUGGACCAGCGUCUUCAUGGCAUCCAUCCUCUGGAGACGAGCCUUGUGGAUCUUGUGGCAGACACACAAAAUGAGUUUUACAGCAUGAAACAUGUUUCACAAACGGUUUGGCCAUUGAGAUUUGCUCACCUUGUUGGCUAUGGUGCUAAGUAUUAUUCCUACCUGAUGUCACGUGCAGUUGCCUCUAGAAUCUGGCACGAAUGUUUCGCCGAUGAUCCAUUCAGCAGAGCAAAUGGCGAGCUGUACAGACGGACAUUAUUAGCACACGGUGGAGGCAAGCUCCCCAUGACGCUUAUAGAAGACUUGUUGAAGAAGCGUCCAACUACACAAGACUUCGUACAAUCGCUAGUAGAGGAUGUCAACAGUAGAUGAUGUUACCUACUAAACUGAUAAGUAAUAUCUAGUCUCUCUGUACAUAUCCCUCUUUGUCAUGACAUUAGCAUUACUAUAUCUACAUGCGAAAAACGCACCUACUAAAGGCAAGAGUGUAGAAGUAUGCGACUCUUUAAAUAAAACUACCAAUGCAGAUUUUUAAUUGAGAGUGAUGCCUUGCAAACUUGAUGGUUUGCUAUAUUGAACAUGGCGUCAUAAUGUAGAUAUGAAAAAUGCUAGGGCCUGUUGUCAGAAAAAAAAUUAGUCUUGUUUACUUCUUUACAAACAAAAGUAACAUGAACUUUUUCUCGUAGAGCUGAACUCUAUACACUGUGUAUGGAAAACUCGUAGCUAUCACGUUUCUGUUAAUGGUCUAUGAGAAAAGGUUAAGAGUAAUUUUUGUUUCUAACAAUGGGCCACUAGUAGCUAAAGAUGAGCUCAGGGAUUACCUAUAGAUCUACGUUGUUAACAUGUCUGAUCAUCGGCCGUCUACAUUAUGUUACUGAUCGAUUGACCAGAGUAUUUGGGGGUAUGAGAGGAUUAAUAGUAUUGAGUAGGCGUAAACAUGAAUUUUUCAAAAUUGAACCGCCGUAUUUGAAGAAGUAGUGGAGAUGUCAUGACGGACUGCUAUAUAUGACAUUAUUCUGUAAGCUCGGUGACAACUAUUUAGUUUAUUCAUUUAAAUUCAAACUUGCUUCGUUUUCAUUGUCCUGCGGUGACAUGUCGCAGCUAGUUUUUUAAUCAGUAGUAGUACAGUGGCCUAUGCCACUUUAUUGUUUACUUUCACACUGAUGAAAUAAUGCGCGCGCUGUUCAUUUUGCGAGAAGCAGCUUCACAUUAACAUUGAUAAAAUCGUGGUCGGACUCGGCAUUAAUUUAUUCUGCCUUACUGAAGUCAGUCCUAUCAGGUUUGUUGCCUAUAUCACCACAAGUGGCCUGUCACAUGAGGAGUGGGCCGGUGCAGUUAUUGAUUGUUAAAAUAAAACCUAUAUCUCAAUGAA
Molecule: messenger RNA, 3242 nt
Organism: Priapulus caudatus
Lineage: Eukaryota; Metazoa; Priapulida; Priapulimorpha; Priapulimorphida; Priapulidae
Product: mitochondrial intermediate peptidase-like
Exons: 19
Coding region: 164-2242 (692 amino acids)
Biological process (GO): peptide metabolic process
Cellular component (GO): mitochondrion
Molecular function (GO): metalloendopeptidase activity
Source: RefSeq, a predicted model, not a curated record